Messenger RNA from Cloeon dipterum, 3494 nucleotides. RefSeq names its product neural proliferation differentiation and control protein 1. The record is from RefSeq and is a predicted model, not a curated record. Bases 327 to 1565 code for a protein of 412 amino acids. The transcript is spliced from 7 exons. Lineage: Eukaryota; Metazoa; Arthropoda; Insecta; Ephemeroptera; Baetidae. Gene Ontology annotation, cellular component: membrane.
AGGCAGCAGUGUAGCGAACGCAACACAAAGUCCCGGCCUGCACAAAACAGGGAAUCGCACCAGCCGGAAUAAGACACUAUCGAAAUUGUGAUUCUCGUUUAGAGGACGAGAAAAUUCGAAAUUCAUCCCGUCGAAAUCGGCCGUGGUAACCGAAGGGGGUCGAAAAUGGUGCAGGGCGUGUAACAAGUGGCGAGAAGGGAGAGCGAGAGGGCAUGAAUGACGUCGGCAUGGGUGCAGCACGCGUGCGCCGGGUGGCCUAACUAACAGGCGAGCGAGCAGCAGCAGCAGCGAAGCGAGCCCAGAUUACUCCGGCAGCCCCGCAUGGAAUGCAGGGUACAAAUUUAUUGAUUGCCCGUCGCCGACACCAUGGAGUAGGCGGCUCGGCCGGUCGACGAGCGGUGUGCGCCCUCGGCAGCAUGGUGUCGGCAGCGGCGGUGGUGCUGCUUUUCGCCCUCCAACUCGCUUCGGCCAGGCAACUCUACUCAGGAGAUAUCACCCCUGAGGAGUUGAUGAUUGACCAAGUAGCGGCCAUCCUUCAGCAACGACACCUUCGAGAACGAGAACGAGAGGCUGCUGCCAGAGUGGCUGAAUAUGGCUAUUCCCCUGAAAUGAUUGGUCCUGGUGGUGAAUUUUCUUAUCAAUUUCCACCCCUGCCGGGUGGCAGAGAGUCUCAACAUGAGCCCUACUUUGCGGUCAACCCGUCAGAUCCCAGGUACUACUUGCCUAAACCACCAGAGCCUGAGGACGAUGAAGAUGGCAACUCGUAUUUAGCAGAGCCUAUUUGGAAUGGAGCCAAAUACUACCCACUGGACAAUAACGACCUUAGUGAUCGUCCCCUGAGGAACUUCGAGGCUGGUGGCGUCAUGCAGAGAGGAGGUGGUCGGCCCAUUCCUCCGGCAAACCCCGAGCCUCCUUUGUUUGUUGAGCAGCCGCAGACAAAUGCUCCGAGAAAAAUAAAGCACCAAAGAAAGAGCACCCCGUCGCCCACGCCUCCAUCGACCACCACUCACGAACCAUUGCCUGACCACCAUGCCAGGGUGCUUCAGGAGCCAGUUCCUGAGGAAACAGACUCAGAAGUUUAUUUCCUGGCGAUAAUUGCGGGUUGCAGUGCUGCAGGAAUUGUCGCUGUCAUAGCAACUGGAAUCUGCUGGUACAAGUUGCAGAGGAAUGCAAAAGCGACCGCAGACGUUGAAUACCCGGCGUACGGCGUGACUGGCCCCAAUAAAGACGUUUCGCCAACCUCUGGGGACAGAAGGCUGGCCCAGUCCGCCCAGAUGUACCACUAUCAACACCAGAAACAGCAGAUCAUCGCCAUGGAAAGCAGGGCAGCAAAUGAAAGGCGGGGGUCAAUGUCCGAAGCCGAAAGCGAUGACGAAAACGACGAAGGAGACUACACGGUCUAUGAGUGCCCAGGACUUGCUUCGACUUGCGAAAUGGAGGUGAAAAAUCCACUGUUCCUGGAUGACCCGACACCCGCUACUCCGGUUACGCCUGCGAAGAGUGAAGACAAGUCCUCUAACGCGACAGAUUCAAGCAAAAGAUCAUCGGCUGCCAGCGUCAAGUAACCAGACUAACAAGCUUGAUUUUACGUUAGCUGACACAAAAAAUAUGAUAAUAUUUGAUAUAUUCUUUGAAGCCAUAUCUUUUCUGUCCAAUGAAACAAUUUAAAGAAACGUUUUAAGAGAAAGAAACUAUACGAAAUCUGUGGUAUUUGAAAUCUUUUGAAUGAAAUUUAAAAGAAAAAAUGGUGCUUCUUCCUUUUAGACGAUUGGAUACAUUUUAUAGCAUUUUUUUCAUGGCUGGACUGGACAUAACUCCUUGAAAGCAAAACACACUCCCUUGUAAUUCCAUUAAACAUAAUUAUAUCAUAUUAUGACAUAGCUAAAUAUUAUAUUAAAUGUUGCACGACAAUUCCCUGCACAUCCUUGAAACAAUUAUUUUCCUACCUUAUCUCUCUUGUGAUCUUCCAAGCCUACGCUCUUCUAAAAAUGCUACCCUCACGACAAAAUGACGAAUUUUAACGCAGAACUUAUACAUUACACAUAAGUAGGAGCCACUAUGAAAGAUCACCUUAGUUUCACUUUUAAACGGAACCAAUUUUCUUCUGGUAAAGUGUGAAAUUUAUUAUCAAAUAGCACAUACAGAUCUCAACUCACAAAAAUAUUGUAAAAUAAAUAGAAAAGAAAACAUUAUAAUAAUUUAUGAGUGUAAAAGAGAGUAGAACGAUCUCUUUAAUUGAGUAUAAAAUAGCGAUACAGGAAAUAAUUAUGCCAAUUGCAUUAUACAAAAAUGAUGCUUUAUAAUCAAUGCCAGACCUGCAAAUCAAUUCAAACGCACUCUUCACCUAUCAAUAGUUCCCAAUUAGGAAGUAGAGGAGCUCUCCGAUGCGUUCAAACCCUAAAAACGUUGUGUUUUUAAAGAUAAGUAAUUGCGAAUAAUCCCGCUUUGUGUUUUUAUACGCUACUCUCACAGAGAAAUUUGAGAUGAUAACUUGAAAAUGAACAAUCAAUGAAAUGAAAAAUCCUUUAGUAAAUUAAUAAAUCGGCUGAGCUUUUGGAAAACCAUAAAUGGCGUCAAUUAAACGCGGUAUUGCAAUUAUCUACUGACAGGCACUCUAUACAAUUAAGAAAAAUCAAAAGUCAAUGAACAGAACAAGAAAAGAACUGCUCCCCAGUAGUUGUUUUUAAACUUUUAAGAUAUUGCCGAUAUUGCGAAAUAUUAACAAUGUCACAUUAUUUUGAAGAAUAAAAAAAUUUUAAGCAAAUUUGAAACUGGCCACAACCUAUCCAUCAUUUUGAACUAACCAACUUUAGUUUUUAGACAAAGAACAUAGUCAAUUCUGUUUUCAUUCUCAAAUAAUAUUUGUUUGGUAUUUCUUGCUACCUCAACUGUAGCACGAAAAAUAACACAAUGCUAUUAAUGAAUCAAUGUGAAUACAACAGGAACUGAAUUGUGAAAAUAACUUUAUACAAGACCUAUAUAACUGCUGUUGAUAUAUGAUUGGCUUCGUACGAGUCAGAACUAAGUCACUAAUGUUAAUUAGAAUUGGAAAAAUAUAUAUAAAUAUGAAAAUAUUUUCUUGUUGACUAAAACUCUUCAAUUGUGUAUCAUGCAGUGCAACAACCUGUAUAUUUUUCCCUGUACUUUAAUGAUUAAGUUAACUUAUAAGAAUAUAUAUUAUAUUGUGCAUGUUGUUUUAAAUUUUUGUUAAAGAAGAGAUGCAAAAUGCAUAUUUUUCAAUUUUCAUAUUUGGUCCCACUAUUUAAAAACAAAGACACGAACGUAAAAUGAUGUAGCCACUUAUUAAACAUACAUAGCUGUCUAUCAAAUGGUAUAAUCAGUGUGUGAAGCGACUUAAACUUUUGUGAGAUGAGUGUGAAGGAGACCGUCUCAUCUUCACACUCAUCUAAACAAACAUGAUUAUCCAUUACGUGUAUAUUUUCCCCAAAAAUAAAUGAAAAUGUACUAAAUAAAUUUGAUUUCGAUGAGCAUUA